Molecule: messenger RNA, 2238 nt
Organism: Zalophus californianus (California sea lion)
Lineage: Eukaryota; Metazoa; Chordata; Mammalia; Carnivora; Otariidae
Gene: SACK1C
Product: family with sequence similarity 83 member C
Exons: 4
Coding region: 1-2238 (745 amino acids)
Biological process (GO): epidermal growth factor receptor signaling pathway
Source: RefSeq, a predicted model, not a curated record
AUGUUUGGAAGCCUAGGGCCUGGGGACUUGGGAGCCCAGGGCAUGGCGGGACCCCUGCGGGGCCGGGUGGAGGACCUGAAGCGGCCGUGGUGGCGGGAGGCCUCACCACUGGUGCUCCAGCACAGUGAGGCUGCCCGGCUGGCAGCCGACGCCCUCCUGGAGCGGGGCGAAGCUGCCUACCUGCGGGUCAUCUCCGAGGAGCGGGAGCUGCCCUUCCUGAGUGCCCUGGACAUGGACUACAUGACCAGCCAUGUGCAUGGGGGCCCUGAGCUCAGCGAGGCCCAGGGGCCAGAAGCUUCAGGGCCUGACCGCCUCAGCCUGCUCUCUGAAGUCACCUCGGGCACUUACUUCCCCAUGGCCUCCGACAUAGAUCCCCCGGACCUGGACUUGGGCUGGCCUGAGGUUCCACAGGCCACGGGCUUCAGCCCCACCCAGGCUGUGGUCCACUUCCAGCGGGACAAGGCCAAGAACAUCAAGGACCUUCUGCGUUUUCUCUUCAGCCAGGCCCGCACGGUGGUGGCUGUGGUGAUGGAUGUAUUCACUGACAUGGAGCUUCUGUGUGACCUCAUGGAGGCCUCGAGCCGGCGUGGUGUCCCCGUCUACCUGCUUCUGGCUCAGGAGCACCUCAGGCACUUCCUGGAGAUGUGCUACAAGAUGGACCUCAAUGGGGGGCACCUGCCGAAUAUGCGUGUGCGGAGCACGUGUGGGGACACAUACUGCAGCAAGGCAGGCCGUCGGUUCACGGGGCAGGCCCUGGAGAAGUUUGUUGUCAUCGACUGCGAACAGGUGGUGGCAGGCAGCUACAGUUUCACCUGGCUUUGCAGCCAGGCCCACACUAGCAUGGUGCUGCAGCUGAGAGGCCGCAUCGUGGAAGACUUUGACCGGGAGUUCCGGUGUCUGUAUGCCGAGUCUCGGCCUGUGGAGGGCUUCUGCGGUGGCGAGGAUCCCGUAUCUCCUAGGGCACUGUGUCCUCCCCCAGCAGCCCUGGGCUUCGGGCCCGGUGUGCCAAGCCCCACAUCCUCCUCACCCUCCAGCACCAGCUUCAGCAGCAUCAAACGCUCACCUCUAAUGGGCCACUCCUCUUACCUCACUCCACAGGGAGGUGGUGGCUGCAGUGACAUGGGUAUGGGGUCCUCAGCCCUUGGCCCUGCCCGCCGCGAGGCCAGUGGCCAGCCCUCUCCGCAGCGCCAGCUGUCAGACCCGAACCAUGCCUCCCUGCUAGGGCCCUACAGGUCCAAUCUAGGCAAGCUGGGCGCGUCCCCAUGGUCCCAGUCCUCUCCUGCCCUCAAUCACAAUGGUGUCAGCCCCCUGACCCUAGCAGUGGGGUCGCCUCUGCUUGCUCUCCAGCGCCCCCUCCUCCCCUCCGCCAAUGCUGUAGCCCUGUCCCGGCUCCCAGAGAAUGGGCUCCUGGGAAGCCAGGAGUGUAGCCCCCAACGAAGUCGCUGGGUACCUGGCACAGCCCUGGAGACAGUGGAGGAGAAGAAGGUGUCUCUGAGUCAGAGCCACAGCCAGUUGGAUCUCCUUGUCCCCUUCCCCAGAGCCAGAGAAGCUGGAGGCCCUGAUUCUGGGGUUAGCCCCAACUCGGGCUCCCUCUGGCCUGGAGAGCAGGCUCCAGAGGGCAGGAAGUUGUCCCCAAACCAGAGAUACAACCAGCUGGAUCUCCUGCCCCAGACCCCGGGUGCUGGGGGUACCCCCGAGUCAGGUUCCCCCAGACCUGGCAAUCGAACCCCAGAGGACAAGAGGCUGUCCUCAAACCACAGCCAACUGGACCUCCUGGUACAACACCCCAAGGCUGGGGGCUCCAGAGUGCCCCCUGGAGCCAGCUCCUCAGCCAGGGCUGGCAAGCAGCGUCAAGAUGAGCGACGACGGACCCUGGGCCACAGCCAGCUGGACCUCAUCACAAAGUUUGGCCCAUUCCGGGGUGAGGGGCCUGGGCCCAAUGGUCUCCCCAGACUAAGCCCUGCUCGAAAGGCUGGAGUGGGCUCAGGGGAUGAGAAGCGGCUGACCCUGGGCCACAGCAAGCUGGACCUCAUCACCAAGUAUCAUCAAUUGCAGGGUGCCAGGCAAGGACCUGAGCCUGGCCUUCCUGGGGGCCCCACAGGGGGACAUCACAAUGGCAGUAACAAUGGCCUGUUUGGGGAUGAGAAGCGGCUGACCCUGGGCCACAGCAAACUGGACCUCAUCACUAAGUACAACAAGUCCAAGUUCAAGCUGCUCCGAAGCCGCUUUGAGUCUUAG